Cladocopium goreaui is the source of this 2103-nucleotide messenger RNA. The record is from the annotation of a GenBank genome assembly. NCBI's taxonomy places the organism in Eukaryota, Dinophyceae, Suessiales, Symbiodiniaceae.
AUGAGUAGUGGACUCCAGGCCCAGCUUAAGGUUUUGUCCCGACGAGCUGACAGGUUGCAAGUGGAGUGCGUAGAGCUAGCAGAGGCAAUUGCGGACUUGCUGGCACCUCAAGCCUUUGGUGAUUGGGUUUUGGUGGACGACGGCUUUCCUCCUCUUCCUAUUCAGGAGUUCACAGCCUUGAAAGCACUGCAAAGGUUUCAUAGUCUAGAAGACGGGUUUCCUGACACACCUGAGGAGUGUGUGCGUGUGGUUGCUCGCUCCCUUCCCUGUGAUCCUGAGGAGGUUGUUGAUCGUGCCAGGAAAGCUUACGUGACAGGUUUUUUGGCCAGGAUUGCCCUGUCGACCAGCACUCCCUUUGAUCGCACGGCCAAGAUUGAGGACGAGGAAUUGAAUCACUGGGUUGUUCUUUACAGGCAUACACCCGCCAUAAACAGGUGCUGGGUCCUUUGUCCCCAAACUGGACAAAUGGAUAAGUCCCUGGUAAAAUUUGCAAAAGGAGGUGAUCCUUCUUUAUUGGUGUGGAGAGUUCCGGCCACACUGACGGAGGAAGGAGCUGAUGGAAUUCAGAUCUAUGCGUUGCCCUUGAUGUCAAGACCUGGUGGAGCCCUUUAUGCUCUUCCUGAAAAAUCUCUUUCUGCAGAUAUGUUGCUUGACGCGAUGAUGCGUGACGAGCCUGGUUUGGUGGGGCCAUCACGUGAGUUUUCAGCACAGUUGAUCAUUGAAGAUGAUACGGGCAGUGGUGUCAUUGAGCUGGGUGUGUCCUCGACUUUUGUUGUUGUUGACCUUGAAGACAGCAUUCUUACAGACAUGCGUGAAUAUGACCCAGUCACUGACUCCACUGAAGACAUCUUUCCCUUUUCGCAGAAUGAGCCCAAUGCACUGCCAAAAGUUUUGACAGCUCUCCCUUUAGUGGCAGAGUGGAUUGAGAAUCUUGCCCAUGAAAGGCUGAACUUUUACUCGGCUCGAGAAGAGCCGGAUCUGCCCGUUGUGCCUUCCCCAAAGAAGGCGGCACAGAAGAGGGCAGCCAAGCCUACCAUUGCUGGCCUUUCGGCCCAGCUACUUACAGUGCAACAACAACUGCAAGCAGUUAUGGCGCACCAAGAAUCUCUGGCCGUCGCAGGCCAACAAUUGAGUGGGCAUGCCGCACCUGCAGUAGAGCUGCGAAGUGGAGUUGUUCCAGUUACUAUGCCUGCCCUGUCCUCUGGUCUCAUAGGUGGUACUGCCCCGAAAGUGGCUGCUACUCUUUUGGGUCCACCUCCAAAGACCAAAGCAGCAGCAGAACAGAGCGUAGCAGGUGUGGGUCCGAACGCCGUCCCGAUCCAGGGCGGCCCUGGAUUUUCUGGAGAGAUGACGAUGGAGCAGACACUGUCUCAGCAGAGCAUGGCCCUUACACAAUUGGUGGCUCAUUUGACUGGAGGGGAUCCUAUGUCAGAUCUGGCAGGCAGCUCUAGCACGACCGGCCUGAGUUUUGGUACUAAAGGCGUUGCCAGACGAGAGAAGUUGCAGUCGGAGCUGGCUUCGCGGACUUCAACUUUCUUCCUACAGGUACAACAGCAGCUCUUCAAGAGAAUGAACCCAGCCAGGGUUGUCCCUAGGACAGCGGAAGAACUGUCGCAGGCAGAUGUGUCUAUGACUAGUUAUCUGGAACGAUAUGGGGGCUUCAAGAACAACCGAGAAGCUGGGCUCAUAAUGUGGAUCCUAGCUCAUGCAAUGGAUGCAGCGGCUCAGGAGGACUUCCAUGCCACGAAGGAGUAUAUGGCUCUUUUGGCGGCCUCGCUAGAGCAGAGUGUUUUGGAUGGGGGGUGGAAUAUAGCUUACAUUCUGUCCUUGAUGGAGGAACCUCCUCAGCAGUUGUUCAGCGAGAGGCAGCAGCCAAUGGCGUCGUCAGGCCGCCCUUUCUCGCCUCUAGUUCCUCCUCAGUGGGCGGCGGUGGCCUUGAGUUACCUGAAGGAAAUAGAAGUCCUCUCUACCCGCAAGGUAGAGAUGCGCCGCCCUCCGGCAAAAGCCACAACCGGUGAGAGCGAUCCUGCUGCUCCGGCCAGCCCAAAAAGGAAGCCGCGUUUUCCCAAGAAGCCGAAAGCAGGGGGGGAGAUUUCCCCUUGA